CUGAUUUAUUGAGGAAAAUGAUAGCAGCGAGCAAUUGAUAUAGCCAUGUUGUAUAGCGCCUAAUACAUAGAAAAUAACCACGAAAUAGUGAUUUUAAGUUUGGCCGAUGAGACAUUCGGCAAACCAGCCAAGUUAGCGUGAGACUUGAACUGCCUGGACUCACCAGUAUGCCUUCCACACGCAAUGUACUUGUGUUUCUGUAUAGUGUAUGUGUGUACAGCGGCAUUGAAGCCAUGGUCACAAGUCAGCAGCCGACUGGGAGCACGGCGGAAGUGCCAACAUCACAGGAUUCUUCAGUUGGGACAUCUAACUUAUUCUCGCAAAACUCAUUAAACCAAUCAAUAUCUAUUGAAGCAUCAACAGUUCCUGGUUCAUCAGAAACACCAGCUUCUCCUGGAUCAUCAGUGACCUCAACACCUUCCGAAUCAUCAGCAACGUCAACAGCUCCUGGAUCAUCAGCAAUGUCACCAUCCCCCGGGUCAUCAGCAACACCCGCAUCUUCUGGGUUAUCAGAAACAACAGCUAACACGACUACAUCAUCUGACUCACCUGAAACAUCAUCUCCUGGAACAUCGCCGACGCAACCCGAAACAUCUGAAACUUCUGGUACAGAUGGGAUGUCAUUAUCGACUGAGUCCUCGAACCUUACAGCGAGUCCAUCAGCGACAGCUGGACCACCUGGGACUUCAAACGAUACAACGAGUUCAUCUGAUUACGGAAGCACAUUUACCAUGUCGUCCGAUUCAACUAGCAAUAGUGAUAGAUCAGUACCACCAACUUCAUCGUCACCCAAACUGACGACAACCACUGCCACAGCUACAACAGCUCCGAGGUCCUCAUCCCAAUCCCAGCCAAGUCCCAUGACACCAGGAGAAACAGCAGUAACUACAGCUAGUGUAGUUUCCACACAAGCUGCACGCAGCACAACACAAGGUUCUACUGACACAACCUUGGCUACAGUCGUUAUCUCUGUUGCCAUCGUCGCUGGGGUGCUGACAUUCAUAACACUUACUACAAUAUGUAUACACUUAUGUUUUCUGCGGCCAAGGAAGAAACAGUCUGCAUCUAUUGAAGAAAACGCCAUGACUAUGAGAGACAAAAAGAAGAAAAAGAAGAAAAAGAAGAAAAAGACUAGUCUUCAGGAAUCCGAUGUUAGUGAGCUUAUUAUUGCUAUAGAUAAGCAAUCGAAACCACUGGAAAUGGCUACAUUGGAUGCCUCUGAUAACAACAGCUCUGACGGUGACUUGGAAGCCAUACAGAUUCACAAAGAAAAUACCACGGUGCAAAAUGGCGUGGAACACCGCACAAACGCUAAGGUUGGCGACGCUGCUCAGUCUGGCAAGAAGAUCGAUUUCUCCGAUACUACAGGGAAGUCGGGCGGCAAUGAUGCAAAUAAUGUGAGGAUUUCCAUACAUCGUGAACUCUUGGAGAUGACCAAACUGAGGAGCAACAACCAGCAGGAUUCUGGGGAGACUAACAGACAAAUGAGUACCUUUGGCAAAUCAGGUCUCCUGGACAGAUCGUCAUCGACGGUCUCGAGCAUAUCCAUUAGAGGAAUCACCGACGUUGCCAAGCCCGGAGAUAAGGUUGAAGGCGGACAACAAGAGGUGCGUGUUGGUAACACUAAGGAACUCGAUCCACAAAAUGUCCUUUCCCCUGUUCCUUGUGCUGAAAAUACUGUUCCAGAGCCUGAAUUGAAGUCAGACAAUAAACAAGAAAUGGGUGGCACUAAUCAACUUGUGAGACAAAACUCGUUUUCUGAAGAAAGUAUGUUAGAGGAUGGCCAUUCCCAAUCUGAAAUGAAAGAAGACAGCCAACAAGAAAUAGGUGCCAUGAAUGAAGUUGUGAGACCAAACUCCGCUUCUUCCACUGAAGACAAUGUACCAGAGGGCGGCCAUUCUGGAUCUGAAAUGAAAGCUGCUGACAGCCAACAAGAUAGAAGUGGCAGGAAGGAACUCGUGAGACAAAACUCUGUUUCGUCCACUGAAGACAGUGUACCAGAGGGCGGCCAUUCUGGAUCUGAAAUGAAUGCUGCUGACAGCCAACAAGAUAGAAGUGGCAGGAAGGAACUCGUGAGACAAAACUCUGUUUCGUCCACUGAAGACAGUGUACCAGAGGGCGGCCAUUCUGGAUCUGAAAUGAAUGCUGCUGACAGCCAACAAGAUAGAAGUGGCAGGAAGGAACUCGUGAGACAAAACUCUGUUUCGUCCACUGAAGACAGUGUACCAGAGGGUGGUCGUUCUGAUUCUGAAAUGCAUAAAGAAGGUCAAGAGAAUGAAGGUGAAACAGGGGAAGUCGUACGCCAAAUUGCUGUCCCUCGUACUGAAGGCAAUGUCCUAGAGUCUGAGACUCAAAUGCACGCAGUUCACAAAGAAGGGAAUGGAUAUGACUACGUAGGAGACAGUGGAGGGAAAUAUCAGGGAAUUGGUCAACCCAAAUAUGCCAUAGACGAAGAGAGUUAUAGCCAAGCAUAUGAGUGUGAGGUCUACGAAGAGGAUGAUCUUGAAAGUCUUGAUGAGGGUGAAAGAGCUGCGGAUGGCAAUGGUAGAGGACCAAGAGAAAUAGAUAUUGAUGCAAUGAUACAGGAGCGUGUUGGUGAUGGUCUGAGCAAUAUCAUCAUGUCAACACGACUCUAGAUUGAAGGAGGGUGUGUUGUUGAACGGAGCUAGUUUACUUGGGUUGUGUCAAGAUAGUGCAAACACCACGAUUUCCAAAACGUAUCUUGUCAACAACACAAAAAUACCUUUUUGAGACUGACGUAAUGUGUAAACUUUCUCAACUCGCCCACUCAAUUGACGUGAGAGACUAGACUCGAUAUCAAAUUAAUUGGCCCAUGCAUUACUGCAUUGACAUCGUAUCUCCACGUGAAUACAGUACACAAUCUAUAAGACUGUGUAGUCUGAUAAUGACAAAAUCUGUUUCCAUAAAAUUCAUUGUGAUUGGUUUUAGAGUGUUAGGCUAGGUUAGGAUAUGGAGAUGGAUGGCCCUUAGUCAUAAUCCAGUUGAUCACAAUACACGCCGAUAUCCCAAGAACAAUCACAUCAAUAGCCUGUCCUUCAGUUCCUGUUUGAUGUUUGGAAGUUGGAAUGAGAACAAUAUUCUUUAGAAUUUAAUGUUUGCAUAUUCUGAGGAAGUUUGUACGUCAACACACCCUGUUUAGAUUGUUUAUUGACACCAGUGUAUGUUUCAUUUCGCGCUAUUUGAGGUGAUGAAUAUCAUGUUCGGGGUAAUAUCUCUUUCCCUGCCUACAUUGUGAAUGUGUCACAGGAUGCAAUCCAACGCUCAGCGCAGAAUGGUUGCAGGUGUUCCUUGAGCUGCAACACCUUAUCAUAUGCGAUUUAAACAUAUUUUUAUUCAAUGAAUCUGUAUCGGUAGACAAGCGAAAAGGCUUAUAUUAAUACCUCUGCAGUACAAUUUAUUCAUGAAGGCAUUAAACAAAACAAUACAUGAUGAUAAAGUGAAUACGUUAACAAAAGCAAGUGGUCAACAACAGUUUGGUGUAAUGAGUAGAACAAAUAAUUAAUACGCAGGAUUUACAGUCUCGCGUUAGUUUAAACCUUUUGGAAUGAAGUAUGUAUGAAUGUACUGUUUUUAAGAUAUCUAGAUUGGGAGUAUUUGUAAAAUUUGCAUUACCAUUCAGUAUAGUGUUAAGAGCAACUCUCUCAGGGUAGAAGAAUGAAUCAUGUCUUACAUCAUUAUAGGGACAGGAAAGGAAAUAGUGUGAUACAGUUUCAUACAUGUAUCCACAGGUACAAGCUGCUUUGUCAGAAAUGUGUCUCAUAUCGAUGGGCAUUAAGAUCGCUGCAACCAAGUCUGAGGCGAGAAUAUACAGUCUGACAAAAUCUACUUCCAAAAUUUAGAUAAAAAUACAAAUUGGUAUUUUGUAUUCUUUUUUUAAAAUCUCUUAAAUUCACCAGUUUCUGCAUUAAGAACGUCAUCAGGCAAAUGGUUCCAACGGUUAAUAGUGUCUGGUAAAAACGAUUUGUUUUAUGUGGAGAUACUGAGCCGAAAUCAGUACUGCUAAUACCCUAAGCGUAACAUUCCCCAUUCUGUUAAAAUAAUUAAAUAAAUAUUAAUUACAUAUUUUUGGAAUAUCUCCCUUCUUACCUAAAACUCACAUUAGAAUAAUGCUAAAAAGUAACCUAUCGUCUUUCUUCACUAUCUCACCAUGCCUAUAAACACCAGAUACACUUUGUGUUGGUUAGCUGUAUAUACAACUGCUUUCCUGGAUAUGUUCAACAACUCACAGCUAUUAUGUACUUUCCUAUGUUUUACUAGAUAUGUUCAGCGACUCACAGCUAUUAUGUACUUUCCUAUGUUUUACUAGAUAUGUUCAGCGACGAUUCCUUUGCUUUUCAGUCGUGUUCCAUAUGCCAUAUCAGUAGAUUCAAGAGUUUUAAACGUUAUUUAUGUAUGUGUCGUAUGUGUCAUGUUAUUUCAUGGUUAAUGCGUCACAGAGUGACCAUUUUAGUACCCGCAAGAGCAAAAAUAUCUUACAGUCAAUGUCAAAAUUUAGUCAAUUGAUAGAAUUCCGUGAAAAAUUAUGAAAUUGACAAGUCCAUUUAAUUAAUUCGCCAUGUUGGCCGAAACUUUCAUUGGGAGGAUCGACUCAAUUUCAAUAUUGUUUCCUCAACGUAAACCACUGAUAAUCAAAGCAAUCUCAUAUGAAUGACCAGUGAACAGCUGUAACAACAUGCUUGUAACUGACUGGACGCAGAUACCACUUAUGCAGACAGACAGAUGAAUUUACGUUUAUGUGGAUGGACAUGGUGAUAGAUCGGAACAUACUUUCUGUGUAAUGCGGACAUACUAAAAGACAGUGGUAUAAUAUUUAAAACGUCCAAUGAAAGGAGUAAUGUUUGGAGAAGGAGUGUAACCUACACAAGCAAUUUUGAGUGCGAAUUAAUUUAUAUAGUUUUGGGCGACUUAAGUGAUUAAAUAGUACAUACACCUCAACAUUGGGGGCCGAUUUGUAUGCAGGUGCCACGCAAGCUUAUACAUGUAUGUCCAAAAGUGUUUCAUUUACUGUACUGUUUACUGUUAAUAUUCACUGGUUUAAUUCAAGUUAUACCACAUGUGUACGUUGUAUAAUUGAUAACUUUCUAUGCUAUAUGAUCAGAUGCUAAAUAUUUUCUUUGUACAGUUUGAUGCAAGACCCAGCUAUUUUACGUGUUCGUACAUAUUUACACACACGUUAUGAAUAAAAAUGUGAUUCAGGUGCAACUUAAACUAACCUGUCCACACAGGAUGAGCUUAUUUUGAUAUGACAGUGAGCAAAUUCAUAGGCUCCGUCAGUGUACGUUGUGUAGUUUGGUGGUAGGUUUCUUUGCUUUAUAAUCAGAUGGUAAUUAUUGUCUUUGUACCGUUAGGUGCAAGAAUAUAUUAAUUUACAGUUUUGCACAUGCGUUAUGAAUAUAAAUCACACAUUCAUCAGUA
Messenger RNA from Haliotis rufescens (red abalone), 5436 nucleotides. Its product is annotated as mucin-12-like. Bases 168 to 2636 code for a protein of 822 amino acids. Lineage: Eukaryota; Metazoa; Mollusca; Gastropoda; Lepetellida; Haliotidae. The transcript has 5 exons. The record is from RefSeq and is a predicted model, not a curated record.